Messenger RNA from Malaclemys terrapin pileata, 1741 nucleotides. RefSeq names its product claudin 11 (gene CLDN11). Lineage: Eukaryota; Metazoa; Chordata; Testudines; Emydidae. Bases 197 to 820 code for a protein of 207 amino acids. The transcript has 3 exons. Gene Ontology annotation, cellular component: bicellular tight junction; plasma membrane. The record is from RefSeq and is a predicted model, not a curated record. Gene Ontology annotation, biological process: bicellular tight junction assembly; cell adhesion. Gene Ontology annotation, molecular function: structural molecule activity.
AGGCAUCCCUGCCACUAGAGCACCACUCAGGAUCUGCUUACACCAAACUCCAGUGCUACCUGCUGACAGCUUAGGGCAGGUCCCAGCACUUGUUUUCUUCAGCAUCAAGGCUGCUCCAGCUUACAAAGCUCAGUCAUCCCCUUUACUCUUUACUUUUUGUGCUUUUCCUUUCAGCUGCCUGGCUUGACAGCUUAACAUGGUUGCCACCUGCUUGCACCUAGUUGGAUUUGUCUCUAGUUUUGUCGGCUGGAUUGGUGUGAUCGUGACAACAGCCACCAAUGAGUGGGUCGUGACUUGUGGCUACACCAUCACCACUUGCAGGAAGAUGGACGAGCUGGGAUCCAAAGGGCUGUGGGCAGAUUGUGUCAUGGCAACAGGGCUCUAUCACUGCAAGCCACUAGUGGACAUCCUCAUAUUGCCAGGCUAUGUCCAGGCAUGCCGAGCACUGAUGAUUGCUGCCACAGUGCUGGGCCUCCCUGCUGUUCUCUUGCUGCUGACUGUUCUGCCUUGUAUUCGGAUGGGCCAUGAGCCUGGAGCUGCCAAGUACCGGCGUUCCCAGCUGGGAGGAAUCCUGCUCAUUCUCUUGGCAUUGUGUGGUAUCGUCGCAACUAUCUGGUUCCCUGUGUCUGCUCACCGUGAGACUACAAUUGUGAGUUUUGGAUACUCCCUUUACACUGGCUGGAUUGGGUCUGCCCUUUGCCUCUUCGGUGGCUCCGUCAUCGUCUGUUGCUCAGGAGAUGCUCAGUCGUUUGGUGAAAAUCGUUUCUACUACGCGUCGGGAUCCAGCUCUCCUACCCAUGCUAAGAGUGCUCAUGUAUAAGCAAUCUUGAGACUCCCAGAGCCUUCAUCAUCACAUGCUUUUACUGGUGGACUUGGGUGCUUUGGGUUUGCUUGUACUGUCACACACCAUUGCCAAGCUCCACAGUAGAGGAUUUAAAAAAAACCCAUCAUGAAUGCCUGAUAAAGCAUGAAACCCCCACUUUUCCCUUAAAAGAAACCUCUAGCAACUCAGACCAGACCAUUCCCCAUUUACUUCUUGCUGAUUAUCCAUCCUAAGCUCUUGCAUUCAUGAUGCUCUUGGAUAGUUCCACGUUAGCUGGUGGUUGUUUAGUUAUUCUUUUUUUCCAGCUCCCCUGAUUAUGGGAGUGUUGAAGAAAAGAGACACUUUCCCACUGUUAAAGUGACUCAGAUAGCUUCUCUGAAUGCAUUACCAUAGGCUUCUCCCCCACUCAAGGUCACUUCUUUGGCAAAGUUAGGAUGGAAAGGGCAGGGACAGGGAGAGACUCUGUGCAUUCCAGGCACACAAAUGUUUCUCUUUUGUAAGAUUGGGGGUGGAGGGAAGGUUGUUUGCCUUUCUCUGUAAAUACUUCUUUUGGAAUUUGAUCAUUUUAGUAACAAUGUUUUUCUAAAUUCAUCAGUAUGAAGGAAAUGAAACCCAAAGGUUUGAAUUACAAGGUAAAUGGUGCAUUUGUAUAUAGCUUUAAAUGACAUGAGGGGGCUCUAAUUCCCACUAUCCAUUUAUUUUUUUGGUACAGAUCAGUUACUAAAAAAAUGUAUUUUUACAUUGAUUUUUUUAAACUUUAUUUUCUUUAUUCCAAUUAAUUUGUGUGCUGACUUGCAUCCUUUUUUUUAACAUGCAGUAUAAUGUACCAGUUACAAACACAGUAAAUUCCAGUGAAUACUGAUGAUGCCUUUGUACUUUAAAUGAAAAUUGUACAAUAAACAACAAAGUAUGUGCAAA